AUGGCGGACGCCGCGGUGGCCCUCACCCAAGGAGGAGUGGUAUCCACUACUCUCCAGCGCCUGGAUGCCCUCAUCGAAGCAUUUUGGGAGAAGCUAAGGGCCAAGCAGACACUACACGAGACCGUGAUAACUCCUAUGCGACCUACCUGUCACACACCAAGCAGCCCGACAGCACUCGCCAGAGGCCCGCUACGCCUGAGACGGCGGAGGAAGCGCCCACGUGCCGCAAAACAAGCCGCGCAACGAAAGGCAAUGAGCAGACAAGCGGUGAGCCGUGGAGCUCCACAGCCAUACAGCCCCUUGAAACACAUGAACGACAAGCAGAGAGCCGAGGAGAAGGGAGAAAGGCACCUGCACAAGCGAGAUCAGCAGCUACCACCUCCGGCUGUGGGUUUGCAAGCCCAUGCUCUGUGGGACAGUAAAUUCACUAUGAUGGGGAUAGGCUGA
This is a messenger RNA of Pelobates cultripes (western spadefoot toad), 447 nucleotides long. NCBI's taxonomy places the organism in Eukaryota, Metazoa, Chordata, Amphibia, Anura, Pelobatidae. The record is from the annotation of a GenBank genome assembly.